UCUCUCCUUCAUCUCUCUGUUCCCUUACCUUGUGCUGUUUUACUAAUCAAUAUUUUUGUUACAGAGAGAGGCAAAAACUGAAACAGACAAGAAAGGAAUAUAAUUGUAACAAGAACCCAUUAAGCAAAGGGUGAAUUUGAUGCUUUCCAGUGCAUAGUUUGCCUUGUGCAUGCAUGGUUUUUUCUUAGUAUUUUGUAAAUAUUCAUAUAUUUUAAUGGAAAGGGAUAGCUUUGAAUGCUUGCCAUCUUCGGAUGAGAUCUAUGAGGAAGAGAUCCAUCGCCAUCAUCAGUUCUCGUCCUCUGUGAAAUCCCGGAACAAUGUGGUCUUGCCUGCUGUUUCUCCAACCACCAGCGUCCAUGAACUCCUGGAAUGCCCUGUCUGUACCAACUCUAUGUACCCUCCAAUUUACCAGUGCCAUAAUGGACAUACAUUGUGUUCUACCUGUAAAACAAGGGUACUUAACCGGUGCCCCACUUGUAGACAAGAGCUUGGAGAUAUUAGGUGUCUGGCAUUGGAGAAGGUCGCAGAGUCACUUGAACUGCCAUGCAAGUAUGGCUUCUUGGGAUGCACAGAGAUGUUCCCCUACUACGGCAAGCUUAAGCAUGAGUCUCAAUGUAACUUCAGACCAUACAAUUGCCCAUAUGCUGGAUCUGAGUGUCCUGUUGUUGGAGAUAUCCCUUUCCUGGUAGCCCACCUGAGGGAUGAUCACAAGGUAGACAUGCACACUGGCUGCACAUUCAAUCACCGCUAUGUCAAGUCGAAUCCCCGCGAGGUGGAGAAUGCGACCUGGAUGCUUACGGUUUUUAACUGUUUUGGCCACUACUUCUGCCUGCACCUGGAAGCCUUUCUGCUUGAUAUGGCCCCAGUUUACAUGGGAUUCCUUCGUUUCAUGGGCGAUGAGAUUGAAGCUCAGAACUUCAGUUACAGCCUAGAGGUGGGGGCAAACGGCAGGAAACUGAUAUGGGAAGGCACACCACGGAGCAUUCGUGAUAGCCAUAAGGAAGUUAGAGACAGCCAUGAUGGUCUAAUAAUUCAGCGUAACAUUGCACUUUUUUUCUCCGGCGGAGACCGAAAGGAGCUAAAGCUUCGGGUUACAGGACGAAUUUGGAAGGAACAGCAGAAUCCAGAUGGAGGGGUUUGCAUUCCUAAUAUUUGCAGUUAAGGUCUUGUCAUUUGGCCAUCUUGGUCAUUUAUGUUUGAUGCUUGCUGCCUGUCAAAUGUACACAAAAAUUUUCUUUGUUUUGCUGCUGUAUGGGUUCAGAUUUUGGGUGAAUCAUGAGAAGCGCAUAAAUACUGAAGUAUUUAUCUUUUGUACAUUGUUAUUGAAGCUGCUAUCUUUUUUCGUU
Alnus glutinosa is the source of this 1346-nucleotide messenger RNA. Its product is annotated as E3 ubiquitin-protein ligase SINAT5-like. The transcript is spliced from 3 exons. The record is from RefSeq and is a predicted model, not a curated record. Gene Ontology annotation, cellular component: cytoplasm. Gene Ontology annotation, molecular function: ubiquitin protein ligase activity; zinc ion binding; protein binding. Gene Ontology annotation, biological process: multicellular organism development; ubiquitin-dependent protein catabolic process. Lineage: Eukaryota; Viridiplantae; Streptophyta; Magnoliopsida; Fagales; Betulaceae. The coding region runs from base 170 to 1162 and encodes 330 amino acids.